Messenger RNA from Physeter macrocephalus (sperm whale), 2758 nucleotides. RefSeq names its product MINDY lysine 48 deubiquitinase 1 (gene MINDY1). Gene Ontology annotation, cellular component: cell periphery; cytosol. NCBI's taxonomy places the organism in Eukaryota, Metazoa, Chordata, Mammalia, Artiodactyla, Physeteridae. The transcript has 10 exons. The record is from RefSeq and is a predicted model, not a curated record. Bases 916 to 2319 code for a protein of 467 amino acids. Gene Ontology annotation, biological process: protein K48-linked deubiquitination. Gene Ontology annotation, molecular function: cysteine-type carboxypeptidase activity; K48-linked deubiquitinase activity; cysteine-type deubiquitinase activity.
GAAGAGAAAGGGUCUGUUGUUUUUCUCUCCUUGUUUCUCUCCCUCACUGCUGAUCACCAAGCUGCUGACCAGGUCAGAAAACCCUAAUGGAAAUCCUCCAGUGCUGGGCAGGCUCCUCCUCCUUUGGGGAGCUUGUCCUUGACUGAUUUUUCUUUGUCCUGAUGGGAAAAAAGAGAGAGAGAGAAAGAAGAAAAAAGAAAAACCACAAACUUCCUUUGAAAACCAGCUUGUAGACAGGGCCUGGAGCGCACGCCCUCGACUCGGCGACUCAGAAAUCCCGAAGACGCUCUUGAGCGACCUGGGAGCACCUGGGCUGCACCCCUGCCUGCCUGCACCCUCCUCCAGUGCCCCCCGGUCGUGGACGUGAGUCCGGAAGUAGCCGCAAUCCAGCCAGGACCGCCGCUCGUAAACCUGGGUAAACCUGUGUAAGCUCUGGCGUUGACAGCUGGAAGGCAGCUGGGACUGUGGCGGCGCCCCUCCCUGUACCCACGUCCGCCAUCGCACUGCCAGAGUUGAACCCCCCUUCUAAGUCCUGGAACAGCACCCGCUUCUGUAAGGGAAGCUGACGCCACCCAAUGUCUUCAAUCCCACCGGAAUCAUCCCCCCCAAGCCUGAAAGUCCUGUACCCUCGUUGGUCCUAUCUGGUCACAGCAAGUUAGAGGUGAAAGAGCCCGGCCUGGGGCCCUUCUGUUUACCCCAAAGCUGUACUACCUGUAGCCAGGAGUGGCUAACAGACACUAACCGAGACUUCUGCACUACAUUCCUCUUCCAAGACUUUUCUGGCUCUGUUUGCAUUCCAGCCCAAUGAUUUCCUUCUUGUUGAAUCGUUCUCUCUUUUGCAUAUCAAGCCUAGAUUAAGCCAAUCCCUGAGGACAAUAAAGUUCUUUGGUGCCCCUCAGUUGACCCCUCCUGACCAUGGAACACCAUCAGCCUGAGCAUCCAGUCCCUGGUGAGGCCAGGACUGCAGAAGUGGUCAGCCCUGAAAACCAUGAGGUCCUGUCAGAACCCAAUGAGCCCCCUCAGGACAAGGAUGCCGAAGAGGCUGAUGGGGCAGCUGGAGAACAGGAGCCAGUAGAUGAAGCUUUGCUGCCAGCCCAGGGCCAGGAUAACCUCGAGUCCCCUCCACCUGAUGCUAGCUCAAGCCAACAAGGGCCAGCCCAGGGGACACAGCCUGAGGUAGAGACAGUGGGGGCCUGCUCCUGGCCCCAAGAGCUUCCCCAGUCCCCCAGGGCCCGACAACCUGAGCUAGACUUCUACUGUGUAAAGUGGAUCCCCUGGAAGGGAGAACGGACACCCAUCAUCACCCAGAGCACUAACGGCCCUUGCCCUCUCAUCGCCAUCAUGAACAUCCUUUUUCUUCAGUGGAAGGUGAAGCUGCCACCUCAGAAGGAAGUGAUCACAUCAGAUGAGCUCAUGGCCCAUCUUGGAGACUGCCUUCUGUCCAUCAAGCCCCAGGAGAAGUCAGAAGGACUUCAGCUUAAUUUUCAGCAGAAUGUGGAUGAUGCAAUGACAGUGCUGCCUAAACUGGCCACAGGUCUGGAUGUCAAUGUGCGAUUCACAGGUGUCUCUGAUUUUGAGUAUACACCUGAGUGCAGCGUCUUUGACCUACUAGGCAUACCUCUGUACCAUGGCUGGCUUGUUGAUCCACAGAGUCCUGAGGCUGUGAGUGCAGUUGGGAAACUGAGUUACAACCAACUGGUAGAGAAGAUCAUCACCUGCAAGCACUCCAGUGACACCAACCUCGUGACAGAAGGCCUGAUUGCAGAGCAGUUCCUGGAGACCACCGCUGCACAGCUGACCUACCAUGGUCUGUGUGAGCUAACAACAGCUGCCAACGAGGGCGAACUUAGCGUCUUUUUCCGGAACAACCACUUUAGCACUAUGACUAAGCACAAGGGUCACUUGUACCUACUGGUCACCGACCAGGGCUUCCUACAGGAGGAGCAAGUGGUGUGGGAGAGCCUGCACAACGUGGACGGAGACAGCUGUUUCUGUGACUCUGACUUUCACCUAAGUCACUCCCUAGGCAAGGGGCCUGGAGCAGAAGGUGGGAGUGGCUCCCCAGAAAAGCAGCGGCAGGUGGACCAGGACUACUUGAUCGCCUUGUCCCUGCAGCAGCAGCCGUCGCAAGGCACAUUGGGUCUUAGCGACCUGGAGCUGGCCCAGCAACUUCAGCAAGAGGAGUACCAACAGCACCAAGCCACCCAGCCCGUGGCAGCACGGGCCCUGUCACCGCAGGGGAGAGGAGCUGCAUUUGGACGCCCAGCUGCCGAGCGUCGGCAAAGGCCGAAGCAAGAGUCCGACUGUGUCCUCUUGUAGCCCCGCUCAGUGCCAGGCUGCCUUGCCUCCGCUUUCAGAGGCUGGGGCUAUUUUGCUUGCUCCCCAGCUCAACUUGAGAUAUGCAGGGUAACUUAUUUAUGGAAUGUUGGGGAUCAGAGCAGGCAGUAAAUGCCAAGGUCAGACUUGGUGACGUCUUUGCCCUCACGUGCUGCCUCCUCUUCCUCCCGACCAUCCCGGGCAACAUUGGGGUUGGUGGGGUGAGGAUUUCUGAUUCCCAACUCCCUUUCCCCAGAACAGUCACAUUAAUAUACAGACUCAGGCUCCAGGGUGAGGUCCCUGUCUAGAACCCAUCUCCCCUACUUUCUGCUCCUGCAGGCCCACCCGUAUCCAUCCGUUUGUUUCAGGGUUUAAUUUGGGUUUCUAUCUCCAUUAUUUGUAAUGCCUUCCUAGGAGUUUGGAAAUAAAACUUCUUUCCUGA